Molecule: messenger RNA, 1494 nt
Organism: Drosophila navojoa
Lineage: Eukaryota; Metazoa; Arthropoda; Insecta; Diptera; Drosophilidae
Gene: Dad
Product: Daughters against dpp
Biological process (GO): anatomical structure morphogenesis; regulation of transcription by RNA polymerase II; SMAD protein signal transduction
Cellular component (GO): heteromeric SMAD protein complex
Molecular function (GO): I-SMAD binding; transcription regulator inhibitor activity
Source: RefSeq, a predicted model, not a curated record
UCCGAAUUUUUUUAAUUUUUUGCAGAGUGCAUAUCAAAGCAAUCGAAACACCACCAAAAUCAUAUCAUAGAUAAAAGUUUCUCGAGUGAUACAAAGGAAUUCGACUUUACCGCAAGGCAACCCUAGUCAAUAAUUAUAUGUAUUUAUUGUACAUAUGCAAUCAUAGAUGCAUAUGAGGUAACGCUAACUGCAAUUGGAAGGAAGUCAUUCUCAGCCCGAAUCCUAGCCCACCGCACAUAUCACAAAGCAAUCGAAUCGUCGACCGAGUCGAGCCUUAUGAGUGCGUCUAAUUCAAGUUGAUUAACUCAAAUAAUGCACAUUCGAUAAUAUCGAUGUUACCAAAAGAAUUGAUGUCCCUCCAUGAUAUUCCAAAGCGAAAAGAAAAAAAAACUAUGGCGUUAUGCGUCAAGAAACAAUCCGGCUACGUGCGAUGCGGAUUUGAUACCGACACCCAUGCAGCAACAACAGCCGCUGCACCCUCCACAUCAACGCCACCUUCAGAGCUGCGGCAGCUUUUGUUGCUGCUACGCGGAUCAAUCCCCACUGAUGAUGAUGCGGCAGCCGAACAGCCCAUCUCCACCACCGUACAGUUCAAUACCCUCCAUAGACUGCUCAGGCUCCUAUCGCCCCACCCACAACCACCCCCAGCUGCAGCUGAGGUGCCACCCAAAUGGGCAAGAAGACAUUUCCGUGUCCGCCUCGGCGACCGAAGGAUCGAGCUAUUCCUAUAUAAAAGAUGGCUGCAGUUACGCAAACUCUGGCGCCAGCAUGUUGGUCGACGAAAACAGGUUCUGUCCGGAGUGGGCUCUACAGAUGUCAGCGGCUGUGCCGAUACCGAUGCCGGCUUGUUCAAAUGCACAUGCAAUGACAGCAGCGGCCAACUUUGCCACGACAGCGGCGAAGAUGUUUCGCAACUGCUGUGGCGGCGGCGGUGGCAGCAGCAGCAGCGGGACGACGACAGACUCCGGGAACAGAUUCUUUUCGGAAACGAGCCCGGUGCCGAGCAAACGCCACAGUCAGAGUCGACAGCGCACAGCCUCAUCCACACCCACCUGCCCAAUGCAUACCCAGUCGCCCACAAUGUCCCCAGCUGGGACCGGGUCAAUGUCAGCGACAGCGAUACGUCAAGAGACGGUGCACCAAAACUUCGAUGCAUUGCUAAAGAAGCUGAAGAGCAAACAGAUAGCCGAUCUACUCCAGGCCGUAAGAAGUCGCGUGGACCCACCUCACAAGCGAGACUCGCCAGAUACGUCGAGCUAUCUGCAGUGCAUCCUAAUCAAGUGCAGCUUGCCCAUCGACAAGGGACAGCAUGUGACCACGUGCCAACUUUUUCUGUGGUCCGACCUAAUGGAUGCUGGCGAGCUAAGGCGUCUGCCCACUUGCCCCAGUGCUCGGGACUCCGUCUAUAUUUGCUGCAAUCCACUGCACUGGUAUCGGAUAAACUAUCCAAUCGAUUCAGGUAUGCCAAUAUAUUUAUGAAUUGUAUUGAACUGA